Cynocephalus volans (Philippine flying lemur) is the source of this 510-nucleotide messenger RNA. It is a transcript of the gene CAMP, whose product is annotated as cathelicidin antimicrobial peptide. The transcript is spliced from 4 exons. The record is from RefSeq and is a predicted model, not a curated record. Gene Ontology annotation, molecular function: lipopolysaccharide binding. Gene Ontology annotation, biological process: innate immune response; defense response to Gram-negative bacterium; antimicrobial humoral immune response mediated by antimicrobial peptide. Gene Ontology annotation, cellular component: extracellular region. Lineage: Eukaryota; Metazoa; Chordata; Mammalia; Dermoptera; Cynocephalidae. The coding region runs from base 1 to 510 and encodes 169 amino acids.
AUGGAGACCAAGAGGGAUGGCCUUUCCCUGAGGCAGUGGUCACUGUUGCUGUUGCUGCUGGGCCUAGUGAUGUCUCCGGCCAUUGCCCAGGUCCUCAGCUACCAGCAGGCCGUGCUCCAGGCUGUGGAUGGCUUCAACCAGAGGUCCUUGGAUACCAAUCUCUACCGCCUCUUGGACCAAGACCCCUCCCCUGACCAGGACAAUGACCCAGACACUCCAAAGCCUGUGAGCUUCAGGGUGAAGGAGACUGUGUGCCCCAAGACGACUCAGCAGCCACUGGAGCAGUGUGACUUUAAGGAGAACGGGCUGGUGAAGCAGUGUGUGGGGACAGUCACCCUGGACCAGGUCAGGGGCUCCUUUGACAUCAACUGUGAUGGGAGCGUCAAGAGACUUGCCCGGCUGGGUGGGAUCAUCCAGAGAGGUGGGCAGAAGCUCGGUGAAAAGCUUGAGAGAAUCGGCCAGAGAAUCAAGGAUUUUUUUCGGAAUCUUGCACCCAGGACAGAGUCCUAG